AUGUUUAGAGCAUGCCAAAUCAUUAAGCAUGUUACUACCUCUCUCGGAAAACAAAUCGCCGUUGCAUACGUCACGAAGACCGAUACUUGGGAACGCGCAUUUCUUUCGCAGACCGUCCAAAACGAGUUUCUUGUAGUAGCAGAAAAGUACAAUGAUACUCUGAACCGAAACAGUCAAAGUGGCCAUGAAGGAGCCGAAACAUCCGAGCCGGAACAUCCGAGCCAGAAGUACUUGGCAUCAUCACAAGUAAUAUCUCAUUUGCAUAAAGCCUUGCACACACAGCGAGCAUAG
Molecule: messenger RNA, 291 nt
Organism: Coccidioides immitis RS
Lineage: Eukaryota; Fungi; Ascomycota; Eurotiomycetes; Onygenales; Onygenaceae
Exons: 2
Coding region: 1-291 (96 amino acids)
Source: RefSeq, a predicted model, not a curated record